UUGCACGGCGGCGGGCGGAGAGUCUUUCUGCCUGAGGCGCGUCUGGGAAAAAUCGGCCCGCGGCGCUCGUGCAGGUGAGGCGAAAGAAGGUGGCUGCGGCGCGUUCUAGGCUGCUUUGGAGUAAGAGGCCCGCGGGAGUUUGCCGGUGCUGGUGCCGGUGCGGGUCCGUGACCGGCCGGCAGCGCAGCCCGAGCGAAGCAGAAGAUGAUCACUGCUUUAUGGCUCAUUGGGUGGAUCUCUCUUGUUGAUUCUUCCUUCAGGUUCUGUUUAAACCUUGACACCUUUGUGCCUGUAGGAGAGCCUAGGGCUAUUUGUUGUCCACGAAGAACAUUAUUCUCUGUACAAUCUAACCACAGUGUGACUUGGUACAGAAGUGGUAGUGAUAUACCCAUAACUACAGAUAGCAACUUCAGGAUCCAUCAACGAGAAGACUUGCUUUGGUUUAAUCCCACAACCAUAGAAGAUUCGGGACUCUACCAAUGUGUUGUUAAUUCAACAAGAGCUGAAAGGAAAAUAACAGUUUUCAACAACAGUGAGGAUUUAUGUUUUAAUGAAAACAUGACUUAUACACAAAAACUGCUAUUGAGUAAUUCUGGAAGUUUGACUUGUCCUGACCUCAGUUAUUUUAAAAAUGAAAGUACUCCACUUGUUGUACAGUGGUACAAGGCAUGCAGUCCUGGAUUAUUUAAAGAUGGGAGAUUUAAGACUUUUAAAGAAGGUCUCCUAAUUAAUGAUCCAACUGAAAACGAUAAAGGAAUUUAUAUUUGCCAGGCUACAUUUACCUAUAUGGGAAAACCAUAUAAUGUUUCGCGGGCUAUUAAUCUAAUUAUUCUUGUUCCUCCACCGGAAGUACGUAUACAGAUUAUAUACCCCAGAAAUAAUUCAAUUAAAGUAGAACCUGGAUCCAGUGUUGUUAUGGACUGUAAUGCCUCAGCAGGUGGCAAUAAGGUUUUUCUAUCCUGGGAGUUCGGUGGUGAAUAUUCUGAGACUUAUAAAGAUAUGCAAAGUAAAUAUAUGAGAAUAUUAUCUUCUGGAAAUCUAACAUGGGGAGUAAAGUUUAAUAUUUCUGAAGUGAAAAAUGAAAACUAUGGAAAAUAUAUGUGUGCUGCAUGGUCUUUUUCUUCGGGCAACAGUGCAGCGUACAUCAUAUUAGAACGCCCAGUUCGAAAUAUUCAAGCUUAUUUGAUUGGAGGACUUGUUUCACCACUGUUUAUUAUACUGACAGCUCUGGUCACCUAUAGAUUUUUCAGAAUUGACAUUGUGCUUUGGUAUCGGGCAUCCUGCCAACCUCUUCUCAGUAAAGGCGUUUCAGAUGGAAAACUCUACGAUGCAUUUGUGUUCUAUCCCCAACAUAAGGAAAACUGUGCAUAUUCAUCGGAUAUCUUUGUCCUGAAAGUACUGCCUGAAGUCUUAGAAAAACAGUGUGGCUAUAAACUCUUUAUAUUUGGAAGGGAUGAUUUACCAGGGCAAGCGGUGGUCACUGUUGUUGAUGAAACUAUCAAACAAAGCAGAAGAGUGAUUAUUCUAUUAGUACCAGAUUCAUCCUGCCACAGCUUGCAGACUCUAACCUCUGAACAUCAUAUUGCACUGUACAAUGCUCUUAUUCGGGAUGGAAUUAAAGUUAUACUGAUUGAGCUGGAUAAAAUAAAAGACUAUAGAAACAUGCCAGAGUCGAUAAAAUAUCUUCAACAAAAACAUGGAAUACUUACAUGGAGAGGAGACUUUUCAGAGAAAUCUCUAAUGGCAACUACAAAGUUUUGGAAGAAUGUGAGGUACCAGAUGCCAGCCAGCCAAUAUCCACCUUCUUUAGACUUCCCUUUGUUGCCAGUAACUUUUAGCUCUUCUCAGAUAUCGGAAGGAUGAUUACAAGACCACAUGAGAACUGUUUGCUUGAACCUAUUCCAAUGGAUGGGUUGGUUUCUGUACCAGCCAGGGAGUGUUCAAUGUUGGCACCUCCAGUAGCAUAAUUUGGAUACAUGGGAAGUUCCUGCUCCAAAAGAAAUGUGUUCAGCCAUGGAGCUUGAAGUUUUGUUGUUGGAUCAGUGACCUACUUGGGCAAAACAAUGUAAAUGCUUGAGCAGAAAGAGUGAAAAAUUAUUUUAAUAUACUCCAAUUUUGCAGAUGAAAGAAGUGAAUAUGAAGGACAUUGUGUUUCCCUUUGCAUGCAGACUUAAUAUGUAGUGAGGUUUUAAUCUGAAACCCAAGGGUUUGAAAGAAAUGGUUACUAGUCAUGACCCUUCACAGCCCCCUCACAUUUAAGUGCCAAGCAGGGGGCACCCAUGUUAUCUUUGCACAGGCCCUAUGGCUUUGUGUAGGUGAUAGGCCAGUAGUGGGGUGUGUGUGUUCCUGCCACCCUCCUCUCUAGCCAUAGCAUUUUAAAGGGGCAGGUAUGAGGAUUCGCACCUUCAAAAGGAUGCCUCAGGGCACUUGAAAAAUUCAUGCUUUCAGUCUACCCAAAACACCUGCACUGUACCUGCUUGCUAACAGCCCUAGCACUAAACUGCCCUAAAUGAGCCAGCGUGGCAUAGAUGACACCCCAUCUGCCAAAGGCCAGUCUAAGCCAUAAGGUUAAAAUAUUCCUAUACAGUCCUGUUAACCAGAGAGCUUCAGCUAUUGGGUGGUAUAGAAAUGUAAUAAAUAAAGAAACCAGCAACCAGUUUUGCCCACACUGAAUCCAGGGUGCAGCAAGACUUUGCUCGCCACCCUCUUCUUCUUCCUUUUUGCAUGUCCCUUCUCUUUCCCCUUCCUGGGCUGGGUGGAAAAGUGCCACCUUGCUACUGUUAGAGUGGGGUUGUGGGGAAAGUGAUGAGCUUCCAUAUACUAUGCAUAUUACUGCAGUAUCUCCCAAGGAGAAAAACUGAAAGAGCAUUUAAAUAGACUUAUCAUACUUGAGAGCAAAUGCAAAACCAAGAAUGUGAACUCUCUGAUUUGAUUCACAAUUUUAUUAAGUGAUAAUGCUGACAAAAAUCAUGAGAAUGACUUUGAGUGAAGAAUUUUUUUUUUACACUUCAAAAAUGUAUCUUUGCAUAAUGUGCCAAAUCUGUUAAACAUUUGGUAACUCAUGAGCACUUCAGCUAUAUAUAAAUGAUAUAAAUUGUUUCAUUUUUAAAGUUUAAAAAGAUUUGACUCUUAAGAUUUGAAAUUUAUUUUUUUUCCAAAUGUGAAGGGACAGAAAACCUAGAGGAUAACACAUCAUCUUUGUUUAUUUUUGUAACUACCGAAUUAUUCCUAUAGAUUAUAAUUGUAAAAUUAUGUAACAAUUCCUAUAAUUUUCAAAAGAAACUUAUUCCUAUGAAUUCAUCUUAGCUGCCUUCAUUCUGGAAUGUAGAACGUGUUGCAACACCCAUAUCUGAACCAUUGCUAAUGGGGAGGGAAAUCUGAGAUGCUGUGCUGGAUUGAAUAGAUGAGAUAAUAUUUUGGAGCCAUUCCCUCAAGGGUUCUGAAAUGAACAAUUGCUAAUCUUGAGUUGAAUUGAGGUUUAGUCAUACUUAGAGUAGACCCAUUGAAAUAUUUAGGAAUUAAGCUAGUCAUGACUAACUUUAGGCUGAUUGUUUUCAAUGGGUCUAUAGCUAAAUAUGGUUCCAACCGCUUAACAAAAAUAUGUAACUGGUUACUAAAUUGUACCUCCUUAUGGAGGAAUGGAAGGUAGUUAAUGUAACAUAAAUGUUAAGAGAAAUCUAAGGGAGUAAUAAAUGAGGGCUGUUGAGCUAUGGUUCAUAAUAUUCACAGCCGGCAGUUCACUUUGUUGGAGAAAUAAUCAAGGCAGGCAAGUUAAAGAGUUGUCAAAAUAAGACAGAUUUUCAGAAAUUUGUUUUCUAUUCAUAUUGUUUGUACACAAAGACUUUUCUGUGGUGAGAUUGCCAAUGUGACACCUUUCAUUUGCCCAUAAAAAUAAAUGCUAAAAAUUAGAAAAAGCAAUAUUGGAAUAAGUAACAAACCAAUGCAAUAUCAAAAAAUAAUGUAAUACAGCCUGAUGAAUUACAUACUAAGAAAAGCCAGGUGUAAAACAUAGGCACAAUGCCCUCCCCCCAAACAAACACACAACCAUUUGUGGAAAUGAAUAUAAACACUGCUAAACAACAAAUGUGGAUGUUUUUAAACAAGGAUAGACUUACAGGAAUCCAGUUUCCAUCCUAUUUCAGCAUAAACAGCUUCUUCAGAAAAUCAGUACUUCAUGUGUACAGAUUCAUUCAUGCCACUAAUAAACAUACACCAUGGGAAUAAAGAUAAGACAAACAUUUAGGAAAUCUCCCUAAACUGAAACAUCUUAUUAGUUCUCCCUGAAGGAAGACUUAAUCAGCAAGCUUCAAUGGUAAUAAGUUCAGCAGACAGGUGUGUUUAUCCUCUUUUCUGUUAUGUAUUACAAUAUUGCUUUUUCCAAAUUUUGUGCAGUUUUAUACUUUUCAGCCCAUAUUCAAUUGGUUUUCACCUUUCAUCUGAGACAUGACUUUACUUGAAAACAGCAUGAAAAUUGUUAUAAACUAAUUUGUAAAUUAUGUG
Molecule: messenger RNA, 4500 nt
Organism: Elgaria multicarinata webbii
Lineage: Eukaryota; Metazoa; Chordata; Lepidosauria; Squamata; Anguidae
Product: interleukin-1 receptor type 1-like
Exons: 11
Coding region: 205-1863 (552 amino acids)
Biological process (GO): regulation of inflammatory response; signal transduction
Molecular function (GO): interleukin-1, type I, activating receptor activity
Source: RefSeq, a predicted model, not a curated record